Prunus armeniaca (apricot) is the source of this 1557-nucleotide messenger RNA. The record is from the annotation of a GenBank genome assembly. NCBI's taxonomy places the organism in Eukaryota, Viridiplantae, Streptophyta, Magnoliopsida, Rosales, Rosaceae.
AUGCUUCGGAAGCCUAUUGUCGUUUCAAAACCAAAACCUCAGACUUCUCAACGCCUUCAUCUCUGCCGACAAAGGAGUUCCUCAUUAUCACGCUGUUGGGUCGCCUGUUUCCGAUAUAGCGAAGGGAGGCUUAGGUUGAGCUCGACGAUUCUUCCAGUUUGGACUUCCUCUAAGGUGUACUGCGUCAGAGAAUUGAACCCUCCGGGCUUCGCCUUCUGGUGUGGAAACUGCUUUUUCGGAGCCAAAUCAGAGUUGUGUGUGAAAAUGGGGUUUCAGACACGACCCAUGAGUAGAAAUUUCAGCCAAGAUGAAGCAGAAGAUGAUAUUGCUAGCAUUUCGCAUUUGAUUUCGACGCUGAGAUCGGCAUUUCUGACUUCUGAUUUCGACCACGUAGAAGAAAAAUUAAUAGCUAGAGAAACUAAACUAAAGAGGGAGAUUAUUAAGCUGAAGAGUGAGAAUGAAGUGCUGGAGGAAAAACACCAAUUUGAUAGGUUGGAAAAGCUUAACCUUGAGGAAGAGCGAAAUGCAGCAAAUGAGAGAUACAAGAAGCUACUGGAGGAGGUGAUGAGGGGAGUGGGAUCCGAUGAUAAAGUUACAAUGUUGGAGCUCAGGAGGAAGAACGAUGAGUUGGAGAGUGAAAAGAAGAAGCUUGAGGCUUUGCUUCAUAGUAAUUUUGCAAGAUGGGAGAACAACAUUUCAAGGUUAGAGAAGGAUACAGAGGAAUUAAUGAAUGAAAGGCGUAUGGGUUCAAGAAAAAUGAGAGGAAGAAGAGGAAAUGGUGGAAUGAUUGUUGAUGGUAAAAAGGGCAAUUGUAGUGUAACCCGUUUCCCUGUCAUAGAUUUAGAGAAUGUGGUUGAGUUGAAUGAAAAUGGAAGUGUGGCAGCUAGCGCACCAGUCUCUCCUUUGAGUGAUCAUUUGCAUUCUAAAGGCAAUAGUCAUCUGCAAAAUUCAGGUGCUCGCAAAUUUUCAUCCGGAGGCGCUGGUUUUAUUGUCUGUAGUGAUGAUGAUUGUGCACCCAGAGAAAAUUCAGGUUCAUCUGGGGUACAAAAGAAACCAAAGUUUCUCAAAAGAAAAUGUACUUCAUCUCUGAGCAGUGGUGAUAAGGAGAAUGGUGAUGACAAUUUUGAAGAGAUGGAGCAACACUCUAAGUUAAACCUUGAACCCUUUGGUUCUAAGGUGAAUCACUGCUCAGAAGCGGGUGUUACUUCCACUACUAAUGACCCAUCAAGUCGUGAUCCAGUGAACUUAAGACAAGCUGAAGAAGAAAUAGAGCCAGAACAGAAGUUAUUGGAAUUUAUUAGGCCUCUUGCGGAGGCGAGGGUUGAUUGUGAUAGUGGCAGUUCUAGUUCCAGUUCUUCUGACUCUGAGGAUGGCAAUAGACGUCAGUUUUUAUACUCUUAUGCAAUGCAAAAGGUCAAAGAAAGAAAGUAUAAUUUGGUUUUGCACAUAUGCUUCAGGAAUACUUCUCAAGAGAUUCUUGUAUCUGAGGAUCCAUAUGGGAGGCUAAAAAGGAACUGUCAAGGAGAUGUAGGUGUAUGCUGGAGAACUUCUUUGUGA